Endocarpon pusillum Z07020 is the source of this 1314-nucleotide messenger RNA. RefSeq lists its product as uncharacterized. The record is from RefSeq and is a predicted model, not a curated record. Lineage: Eukaryota; Fungi; Ascomycota; Eurotiomycetes; Verrucariales; Verrucariaceae. Gene Ontology annotation, molecular function: FMN binding; oxidoreductase activity. The coding region runs from base 1 to 1314 and encodes 437 amino acids. The transcript is spliced from 3 exons.
AUGACUGUCUACACCGGUAGCCAUUCGAUGCUUUUCCAGCCUCUGAAAAUAGCAGAUGGAAAGAUCACGCUCAAGCACCGCGUGGUUUUGGCUCCUUUGACGAGAAACCGUGGCAAGCCCUUGAAUCCCCAUGGCACCACUCAGAAUCCCAAUAGGCUGUGGUAUCCAGAUGAUCUCAUGGUGGAAUACUACCGUCAACGCACAACGGACGGCGGAUUACUGAUCUCCGAGGGAAUUCCACCAUCGCUGGAGAGCAAUGGCAUGCCUGGUGUCCCCGGGAUCUUCAUUGAGGAGCAAGCCUUUGGGUGGAAGAAGGUGGUGGAUGCCGUGCACGAGAAAGGCGGCUUUAUAUACUGCCAGCUGUGGAAUGCCGGGCGGGCUACUAUUCCCCAAAUGACUGGCUCACCGGCAAUCUGUCCCUCUGCAUCAGUCUGGGAUGAUCCUACAGAGUAUUACGCUUACCCGCCUGUUGGAUCGAGCGGGAGGGUCCGGUAUGCAGACUACCCUCCAAUUACACUCUCCGUUUCCCACAUCAACAAAACCAUUCAAGACUAUUGCAAUGCUGCCCAGCGGGCGAUGGAAAUUGGCUUCGACGGCGUCGAGCUUCACGCGGGAAACGGUUAUCUUCCCGAACAGUUCCUGAGCUCGAACAUCAACAAGAGGACGGAUGACUACGGUGGCACGCCCGAGAAGCGCUGCAAGUUCGUGCUGGAGCUGAUGGACGAACUUGCCAAGGUGGUGGGAGAGGAGAACCUGUCGAUUCGUCUGUCGCCCUUUGGGCUCUUCAAUCAAAACCGCUCGGAGCAGAGGAUGGAGACGUGGCAUUUCCUAUGUCAGCGUUUGAAGGGGGCGCACCCGAAGCUGUCCUACGUCAGUUUUAUAGAGCCGUGUUAUCUUCGUUUUCCCCUUUACGAUACAAACCUCUCAUCACAAGAUCUGACGCGGUUUCUACCCCUUCACCAGCGCUUCGAGCAGACUUUCACCAUCCCCGAAAAAGACGCCUUCCUUAAAUCCUGGGGUCUCGCCGCAGUCGACUUAUCUACUUUCCGUGCUCUGUUCGGCUCUACACCCUUCUUCUCCGCCGGCGGUUGGAACGACACAAAUUCGUGGGGUGUCAUCGAGUCCGGCAAGUACGACGCCUUUCUCUAUGGUCGCUACUUUAUCAGCAAUCCAGAUCUAGUGGAGAGGUUGAGAACGGGGCGAGAACUCACGGCGUACGACCGAUCGAGUUUCUACGGUCCUUUCGAGGAUAAUAGCAGAGGCUAUACAGAUUAUUUGACCCUAGAGGAGGAGGACGCCAUUAGGGGAACCUAA